GGCCCGUUCAGAUCUCUUCCACCAGCCACUGCCUGCCAGAGAGGCGCCUGUGGAGAGCCACACUCGCACCGCACUCACCAUGUCCCAGGCUAGCAUUCAGGAAGCCCCCAUCAAGAAGAAGCGCCCCCCUGUGAAGGAGGAGGACCUGAAGGGGGCCCGAGGGAACCUGACCAAGAACCAAGAAAUCAAGUCCAAGACCUACCAGGUCAUGCGGGAGUGUGAGCAAGCUGGCUCACCUGCCCCUUCGGUGUUCAGCCGCACCCGCACAGGCACAGAGACUGUCUUCGAGAAGCCCAAAGAAGGACCUGCCAAGAGUGUCUUUGGCUGAGUGCGUGCCACACCCCU
Messenger RNA from Otolemur garnettii (small-eared galago), 345 nucleotides. It is a transcript of the gene MUSTN1, whose product is annotated as musculoskeletal, embryonic nuclear protein 1. Lineage: Eukaryota; Metazoa; Chordata; Mammalia; Primates; Galagidae. Gene Ontology annotation, cellular component: nucleus. Gene Ontology annotation, biological process: chondrocyte differentiation; tissue regeneration; chondrocyte proliferation. The record is from RefSeq and is a predicted model, not a curated record. The transcript has 3 exons. The coding region runs from base 80 to 328 and encodes 82 amino acids.